GUAAAUAGAUGAGCCGAAGCUUGAGAAUCCUGAAUUUGGGCUCGGCUCCCAUAACGUGUCGGCCCAUCUUCUUCCUGAUCUCUACACGUGCCUUUUCCGGUGUCUCGGCCUUCUUCCGUAUGUAAAAUAAAACCUCGGAAGGCACCACUGCCUUUCUGCAAAACCCUAGGCGAGCGAUUCACCAUCGGUCUCUCACCGGCGAUUCCAAAGGCCCAUUCCAAGCUCGAAAGAUGAAGGUGAUCGCAGCUUACUUGCUUGCUGUCUUGGGAGGGAACACCAACCCCACGGCCGAAGAUAUAAAGGCAAUUCUCGGAUCAGUUGGAGCUGAAGCUGAUGACGAUAGGAUUGAGAUGCUACUGUCGGAAGUCAAGGGAAAGGACAUCACCGAGCUGAUUGCUGCUGGAAGGGAGAAGUUGGCAUCAGUUCCUGCUGGUGGCGGCGUCGCUGUUGCUGCUGCUGCAGCCCCUGCUGCCAGUGGCGGUGAUGCUGCCCCUGCUGCCGAGUCUAAAAAGGAGGAGAAAGCCAAGGAGCCGGAAUCCGAAGAAGAUGAGGACAUGGGUUUGAGUCUCUUCGACUAAGCGGGGAAAUCAUAUACUUUACUUCAGGGGCCUCUCUUUAUGCAUAUCAGAGUAAUAGUCAGAAGUUAGGAUUUGUUUUCUUUUUCCCCCUUUUCUGAUUAGAUUAGAGAUGCUAUUAUAUCUUCGCCACACAGUCCUGAGUAUAUGAUCCAUCUUCUAGUAUAUAACGCCGUGUUUUGAUGAUUUUGAGAGCCCCAAUUAUCUGCAGCCUAGUUAAUACUUAUCCCAA
Molecule: messenger RNA, 807 nt
Organism: Punica granatum (pomegranate)
Lineage: Eukaryota; Viridiplantae; Streptophyta; Magnoliopsida; Myrtales; Lythraceae
Source: RefSeq, a predicted model, not a curated record